Meira miltonrushii is the source of this 1317-nucleotide messenger RNA. RefSeq lists its product as uncharacterized. Gene Ontology annotation, cellular component: membrane. Gene Ontology annotation, biological process: transmembrane transport. The transcript has 2 exons. Lineage: Eukaryota; Fungi; Basidiomycota; Exobasidiomycetes; Exobasidiales; Brachybasidiaceae. Gene Ontology annotation, molecular function: transmembrane transporter activity. The record is from RefSeq and is a predicted model, not a curated record. The coding region runs from base 1 to 1317 and encodes 438 amino acids.
AUGAAUUCCGAAGAAGUAGAGAAGAAGGAUGUGAUGCAAGCAGAUGAAAGUCAAAAUAAACAUGUAAGCGUGUAUACGAUUGAUUUUCCAACCAACUCGGAAUUGCGCAAAAAGUUGAAUAGGCCGGCUGUAGUUGCAAUUGGCUAUUUAAUCGUGACAACUUGGUCUGCUUAUUCUACUGCAUCUGCUACCGCUUUGGUUGCAGGUGGCUUAAACGUAUUCUUUUGGGGCUUAUUGAUCACGGUUUUCUGCAUCAUUUGCGCAGCUGCAAGUUUAGCUGAGCCAGCAUCUUUAUGUCCUUAUGGAAAUCAAGCGCAAUGGUGUUCAAUACUAACUCCAAACAAGAUGAUCGCCACAGCAAACAUUGCCAGUCUAAUAUGGAACGUUUGUGGUUUUCUAUUGAUCUCAAUUUUCAUGCUGGUUCAAAGUCGCGGUCACUAUAAUUCCGCCAAAACUGCAUUUAUAACCAUUUCAAACCAAUCAGGUUGGAGUACUUCAUUCGUACCUUGGGUAUCAGGCUUAAGCCAAGCAGCUUUGUCGACGACAGCAUUUGACGCCGUCGCUCAUUUGGCAUACGAAAUGCAUGAGCCGCAUAAAGACGUACCUUUUGGAAUGUUAUCUGCCAUCGGAACAAACGGAAUCAUUGGAUUACUCUAUGCAGUAAUAUUUAUAUUCUGCCUACCUGCAAAUGCCUUCGAUUUACUCACAACUCCUACCGGUUUCCCAUUUGGUCAAUUCUUGUUGAAUUUGACGCACGGAUCUCAAGUUGGCACUGUCUUUUUAAUUUUGGUGUUUUUUAUCCCUCUUUUGUUUACAGGAGUUGACCUUUAUGUGACCACUUCAAGGAUUGCAUGUGGUUUUGCAAGUCAAGGUGGUUUACCAAACCUUGUUGGCAAGGUCAAUCAACGAAUUGAUGCGCCUAUUUUUGCUUUUAUCUUUGUCGGAAUAAUCAACGUUUGCUUAGCCUGGAUCUAUGUGGGUAGUACAGCGGCAUUCACUGCUUUUAUUUCUGCACCUGCAGUUGUUUUAGGUUGGACUUAUUCGGCCGUUGCUGCAUCCAUGCUCUUUUACGGUCGACCAGUAAAGCAAAUCAAAACAAAGUUCAACCUGGGAAGUAUUCUUGGACCGUUUGCCAAUAUUGUGACCAUCAUUUUUUAUCUCUGCUUAACGGUUUUCCUAAGUUUACCUCCUACUUAUCCAGUUUCUGCUUCAUCUAUGAAUUUCACCUCUGUGAUUCUAGUGGCAAGUAUAUUGGCACCAAUCCUCACAUGGUUCUUAUACGCAAAAAGAUUUUAUCGACCUAUAGUUACAGAUUGA